AUGGACGAACAAGAAAAAAGUCAAAAUGCUGAAAAAGUGUUAUUGGCAAAGCACAGAAAAGAGAAUCGUGAUCUAAUUUCAACGAUUACAGGAUUGAAAAAGCAAGCAACGAAAAAAACAAGAAAAUCUAUACUAAACAGAUGUAAAGAUCUACAGGAAAACCUAAGAAAGAGACACGAAAUUGAGAUUGCACAGCAAAAACUUGUGGGAAAGGAAGACAAUGAAUCUCAUACUGAUAAUACUUCAAACAAUAUUGGGACUUUAUUAGUUGGAAGCGAAAAUUUUUUAACCGAAAAAGUAUCGAACAACAAAAAUAAAAUCAAAGAGAAUAGUAAAGAUCCUAAAAAUAUUUUCCGUGGCACUGUAUCAACAGAGUUUCGAAAAGGAUCAAAAAAGAACAGACAGAAAGAAAGAUUAAAUAAGAGGAAAGCAAAAAUUGAACAAAUAAAAACUGAAGCUCAGAAUGAAUCCCUGCUUGAAAUCAACUUUAGGCAGUUGGAGCAGGAAACGUUUAAAGAACUAUUGAAACUAAAUAAUCUUAGUGAGUUUGAGGUGCCAGCUGACGGAAACUGUUUAUUUGCUUCCAUUCAAGAUCAAUUGAAGGAAAGAUAUCACAUAGAAUCAAAUAUUGAACAGUUGCGCUCCGUUGCCUCUGAUGUGAUAGCAAAGGACCCUGAAACAUAUGCCCCAUAUUUAUUUGAUGAAGAAACUUUGAAAAUCAAAGACAUUAAUGAAUACUGCAAAAAGAUUAAAUUUGGCAAUUACUGGGGUAGCGAUCUAGAAAUUUUGGCAAUAAGCAAGUUUUACGGUAUUCCGAUUACUGUAAUUAUUGCCGGAGGCUCACCAAUCAAGUUUAACGAAAGUUUGAAAUCCGCCAUUAAGCCCGAUUUGAAGUUGGCAUUCUACCAACACUCAUAUGGACUAGGAGAACAUUACAACUCUCUACGGGACUACUAG
Messenger RNA from Ascoidea rubescens DSM 1968, 957 nucleotides. RefSeq names its product deubiquitinase OTU2 (gene OTU2). Gene Ontology annotation, molecular function: cysteine-type deubiquitinase activity. The coding region runs from base 1 to 957 and encodes 318 amino acids. The transcript is spliced from 2 exons. Gene Ontology annotation, biological process: protein deubiquitination. Lineage: Eukaryota; Fungi; Ascomycota; Saccharomycetes; Ascoideales; Ascoideaceae. The record is from RefSeq and is a predicted model, not a curated record.